Molecule: messenger RNA, 567 nt
Organism: Melanaphis sacchari
Lineage: Eukaryota; Metazoa; Arthropoda; Insecta; Hemiptera; Aphididae
Exons: 3
Coding region: 85-567 (160 amino acids)
Molecular function (GO): protein dimerization activity
Source: RefSeq, a predicted model, not a curated record
UAUUAUAGAGUAUCACUAUUUAUACCAUUACUGGAAAAUAUCCUAGAAGACUUAAGAUCAAGAUUCAUAAGAAAAGAAAAUAAGAUGUUAUUAGAUUUAUGUUUGUUAAUUCCACGCUACAUUACUGACAUUUCUAAUGACGAUUUUAAAAAAAUAACAGAAGCUGCCACAGAAUUAUUUGUAUUUAAUGAAGAAGAAUCUGUUGACCAAAUCGAGCUAAAAACAGAACUAGAUCUAUGGAAAACUAAAUGGCAACGAAUAAAAACUGAUGGUCAUGAAAUUUGUCAAGAUGCUUUGUCAUCAAUGGAAAAUUGUAAUAGUAUCAUUUAUCCAACUUUGCAUAAAUUAAUAAGUAUUAUUGCUUGUCUGCCUAUUAGUGUAGCAUCCGCAGAACGCAGCUUUUCAACGCUUAGAAGAUUGAAAACCUGGUUAAGAUCUAGAAUGGGACAAGAACGCUUGACUGGUUUGGCUUUGCUAAACAUACACCAUACUUUAACCAUAUCAGUAGAUGAUGUUAUAAAUAGAUUUGCUAAUACAAAAAAAAGAAAUAUAGAUUUUGUUUUGUAA